ACUCGCCAGAUGGUCGCCCUAUGAUGGCGUCACCGGGAAGGUAAAAUAAAGUUGGAACUUAAAUAAUACGUCAUGAAUUUCAAUCUCCAUGGACAUGUGUACAUUCAGGGUCAGUGACUAAUUCAUUUUAACAUAGUUGGCUUCAAAUUGCGAAUUGUGAUACAUUGCGAUAUACCCAUUCUGUAUGUGUUUGGUGGUCUAAGCUAUUUGUCAAAUUGUAAAUACAGAAAUACAUGUAUUGUAACAAGUGGUUAACCAAUAUAUAUAUAUUUUUAAAGCUAGCUUCAUUCAAGCUAACUGAUCAACGGAGGCGUCCAAGGAACAAUAAUCCCAAUGUAUGUACAACAGCCAUUAAAACGUGUGUGUUCCUGUGUAUAGUUUAAUCAUAUAAUCCCCCAUUUGCCAUGCUUUUAAUGCUAGCGGGUUUAAGGCCAGCAUUACUAAAACAUAAGCUAGUAAAUGUUCUGGUGGAGGCAUGUCUAUGCUCGGGAGCCAAGGACACCACCACCAACCCAGGGAAACCACCAAAAUUAUCAAAGAAGAAAUGGAGAAAGAAGUUCAGGAACAAGCCUGCAUCAAAUGAACACCUGCCCUGGGAGGAGAGACUGGCCGACGCUGUCACUCCUCUGUGGCGCCUGAGUUACUAUGAUCAACUCCAGCUGAAACAGAAGCACCAGGAGAGGAUCCUACUACAGCUCUCAGAUCAGCUCUUAUGUGGAGAGUCGACCCAACAUAAGGCCUUGACACAAUGUCCUUCUCCACCCAGGAGUACCAAACUCAGCUUCCCUCUGCUGCCUAUCUUACCGUCACCUGUCAGGGACGGCUACCGCAACAAGUCUACCUUCUCAGUCAACCGUGGCGUGGAUGGCAACCCUAAGACGGUGGGGUUCUACGUGGGAACGGGAAAGGUGGGAAACAUUGUGUGUGUGAACGGGGACCACCUCCUCAACAUGCCCGAGAGACAUAAGCUGGUGGCCAGGUGCUACCAGGACUUCCUCCGCCUUUCAGCCCUGGAGCCCUGUCUGCUGUUCCACGAUGGAGGCCACUGGAGGGAGACCAUUUCCGGAGACCUUCUCCCUUACCUCACCUCGCUCAUCAACUCAUCCCUGACCGCUGGCUACGUCCCUUCCGUCUUCAAGAGAGCGAGAGUUGCACCCCUUCUGAAAAAACCUACACUCGAUCCCUCCUAUGUCAACAACUACAGACCAGUGACUGUGAGGACCAACGCAGCAGGCCACACCAUGGCCAUCAUCUAUUUCCACCCACAGAGGCUCACCCCGGAGGAUAUAGAGGUCCAUAAGUCCUCCCUGGUGGAGUACUUCACCCAGGGGCCUGGUGCCAUCUGCCAACUAGACUCCCUGUACUUCCAGGAGAGCUCCAUGACCCGUUGCAGCCACGAGGAAUCCCCCUACCAGCUGCUGCAUGGCCAGCCACAAAUACACGAGGAGAUUUUGGGGUUCAAGUUCCGCAUCUCGGCAGAUGCCUUCUUCCAGGUGAACCAAGGGGCGGCGGAUUCGCUGUACCGCACAGUGAGAGAGAUGGGCCUCCCGAAUGGAGCUCGAGAGGGAGGAGGAGGGGGCACACUCUUGGAUGUGUGCUGUGGAACGGGGGCCAUCGGUAUCACCAUGUCCCCCAGAGCGGACCGGGUCAUCGGGAUAGAACUCAUCCAGCAGGCAGUGGAAGACGCCAGGCACAACGCAGCCCUCAACCAGAUCCAGAAUUGUGAGUUCCUCCCUGGGAAAGCCGAGGUUGUCCUUCCUGGGCUCAUGGAGGUCCUGGGCUCCACCACCGACUCUGGAGGCCCCCUCACGGCUGUGGUGAACCCAGCCCGCGCUGGCCUGCAUUAUCGUGUGAUCCGGACUCUAAGGAAUCACUCAUCCAUCCGCAGGCUGCUCUAUAUCUCCUGCAAACCCGAAGGAGAGGCCAUGAGGAACUUCAGGGAGCUGUGUUGCAGUCCCGACCCACAUAGGAAGCUGACAGGCGAGGCUUUCAGGCCGACUGUGGCUGUGCCUGUGGAUAUGUUCCCUCACACGCCACACUGCGAACUGCUGCUGGUCUUUGAAAGAUAGUUAAUUACUACCACUACACUUCCAUAUCAAGUUUUUCUAAUUCUUACACUUAGUGAAUGGUGUCCUCUGGAUUGUGUGAUGACUACAGAGAUAAAACAGUCAAAUCAGUGGAAACUCAAUUCCAAAAUCCUCUCAAAAAGGAAAGUGAUUAUUACAUUUUCAAAAAUGCUGAGAGCUUUUCAAUGUCAUGUAGAAUGUUGAAUGAAAUUUGUGUUAUUCAGAGACAGAUGCAAGUCUAAUGGAGGUGUUGUGUACCUAAAUCCUGCAGCAGCAGUGAAGCAAAACAUUUCCUGCCUUUUGUGAAUGGAUCAAAAGUAGGAAAUGAGUGGAGAGCAGGGGAAGUGUGUUUGGGGUUGCUUGCUCACAAAAUGCAAGAAUAGACUACACUAUUCUACACUAUCUUCCUUUAUUCUGUGUUUGAAUGAGGCAUAUGUAUAUGCUGUAUUUCCUGUUACUUCAUGUUACAUGCCUGAACUGAGUAGGCAUAAAGUCUAUAUAUCUACACUAGGUGGUGCUAUGGAGUCCAAUGGUCCAACUAUUAACUAAUACACAUCUUCCAUUAUUGCUGACAUACAAGACAGAAGGUACCCAUAAACUUGAUCAACUAGGGUGGAAUCUACAGUAUUUGAUCAGUUCUCCCUUCUAAAACCCAUAGUUAACAUAUAACAAACUUAGAACAAAAUACAUCAUGGACAUAUUUGACAAGUUUGGGAUCAAUGCAGGAAGUAAGCAAUUUUCAGUCCUGCUUUAAACCAAAUACAACUCACAAAGUUUAGCAUACAUAAAGGCUUCAUAAGCACUACAUAAAUGCUUCACAAAUCACAAGUGUAUUGCAUAUUCCAUCAAUGGUGUAUAAACCCUGCAUUAUGUCACAUUUCGCAAUUCACUCUACAGUGGGAAUGACAAUGUCACCUUUUAUAUAUCAUUUAUGACAUAUGCAUAUAGAUAGCAGCUGUUAAUUGGUCAGUUCUGUGGACUCCUGGGAGGCGUAGGUCUAUGACCAAGGUGGAAUUAAAAUAAAAUCACAUGUAUUUAAGAUGCUUUAAAAGUUGAAUAUACAUUCACAACUUUACAAAUUGGUUUGAAGUACUAAAAGGACAAAACAAGACACUUGAGGCAAGAAGCAUUUCAAUAUAGCUUUUUCUCAUUUUCUAUGACUUACAAUCAGCUCUGUCCAGGACAUAGCUUAGAUGAAAAGGCCUGCGAAAAUGUUGGCCUCAAGAUUUAUUUUCAAAGGCACAAGUAGGUAUGUCAGAAUUCAAGUAAAUAGGAGCACUAGCAAAACUGGGAAGAAGUGGAAUAAUAGAAGUAUGGAGAACAACAGUACUGUUCUUGCUGACAGAAGCACACUAAUCACCCUAUAUGUAGCCCAUUGUGAGGAAUGAUAAUUGUUCCACUGACAAGCUAUUGUGAAAGAACAACUAUGUUUUUACAACAAAGGAAAAAAUGGUUGCUCUAGUACAUUUUUGUGGUUUAGAAGCAAAUUUCUUACAAUUCUACGCAGGAUUUUGUAACAUGACUCAUGGCAUAUUUUGGGUAGGCUAUUUCAUGAUGAUAAUAAUAUUGUAAUUAACAUGAACCAUCAAGUAUAUUAGUUAAACAUAUUCUUCAGAAAGAGAUGCGCUCAAUAGAUGCUGACAGAGUCACACAUUAGAUUACUUCCCAAGAAAAGUCGAUUUUUGCUUUGCUUUGAGUCCUCGAACCAAAUAUAUCCCCAUAUGCAUCAGAAUCACGCCUUUCUCAUGAAAGUUGCUGCUUGUUUAUAGCCUAAAGCAUUACAGAGUUAAGCAAUGUUUUUACAACGCUUAUAAAAAGGGAUAUCUUUUUUCCCCCUUCAAAAUCUUAAGCUUAAAAGGUAUGCUUUUUGCCAUUUUCAUUAACAACGGGUAUGGCAUACCCCCAUAUACCCCUUCAAUUUGAGCCCUGGUUGAAGGUACUGCUUCACUGUACUUCACUGCCACUGUAGUCCACUGACUUAUUGCACGUAAUGUGCAAAUAAUGUUUCAAAUACAGAGUAGGAGAAACCGCCUGUUUGGGCUAGAGAGGUUAUGUUGUUCAUGUGUCGUAAUGUGUUGCAACAAGUGCUCCUUGGCAUGCCUGACAACAGUGUGUUUUUUUUCUCCCCGGAAGUGGUCAGAGGGAUGACGUCAUGCCAGACCUAGACCACCAGAGCUGCUGACCAGUACAUAUCUCCCUAAGCCAGGAGAUAUGUAGCCUGGUCUCAGAUCUGUUCGUGCUGUCUUGUGACAGUGACCAUAGGAGUUGGCAAAACAGCAUAUGAGAUGGCAAGACAGCACAAACUGAUCUGGGACCAGGCUAGUAGAACAGUGACAGGUUGGCGAGACAGAUGACCACAUUGUCAAACAUAGUUGAGAAAGAGAGAACUGGAUUCCAGAGGGUCAAGAUGAGCAUGCAUGUUUUGUUUAUCUGUAUGGCUUAGGUGCCAGUCAGUGCCGCUUAUAUGACUUGUUUUACAAGGGGAGUUACCUGGUUGUUUGCUAAUCUAGAUUUGUGUCAAACUUGAAUCAGAUUUCAGAGUGAUAACAUUUCUAGAAUGUUCUCUGAUAUAUUGAUUAGUCAACAUCACAUCAGGGCUGUAAUCAUAAAGCGUCUUAGGGUAGGAGUGCUAAUCUAGGAUCAGUUGAGCCUUUUAGGUUACAGUGAAUGUACUGGGGGACCUUGGGCUGUAUCAAGUGUCUGAGUAAGAGCACUGAUCUAGGAUCAGGUCCCCCCUUGUGGUCUGAUUGUGUUCCGAUCUGGCUGACCACUUCAGGAGGACAGUGCAAGGUUGGCAAUCAGGCUACCGAAGGCAAUCGGGCUACCGAAAGCGCAUACAGUGGGCGACGUCAGCACCCCUCCUACAAGUCUCCAGAAAACGUGUGUUUUGGGACCGAGAGGCACUUUUUGUUUGCUGGCCUCAUACAGCAGUUAGCUACUGCCAUCAGUUGUUGUGUUUGUAUCAUAUUUGACCUAUUCCACCGUUUGUAUAAUGCAAACUGGCAUUUGAAUACAGUGCGGGAAUAGGGAAUCCGGACACACUGUGGACACGGUAGACACAUUUAAAUGUAGGUGUAUGUAGAUACAUGACGGGUUUGGAACUCCAUGAUCAGAAAUCUAUCAUCAGAGUACUGAAGCUGUAUGAACUGUCAAGUCUAGACACGGCCUUAGAUGUUUCAUAUGGCCCCAAAUCCUAGACUAGCAAUCUUACUGACAUGCUGUGAUUAGAGGACAAUUAUGAGCCACUGUUUGAUAACGUACUUUCCACAGUGCAGGCACACCUAUACCUGUUAACCUUCCAAAGAUUCAGUGUUUGAGCAAGUGAACAUGGUUUAAAAUCAACCAGACAAUAUCAGGUUAAAUUCCAACCAAUUGUGUAAAUUAUAUGUAUGAUGUAUGUGCUGUGUUUAUCCUACUUGUUCAAUACAGAAAUAGUUUAUUAUCCAACCAUAUACUGUACUUUAUAGGAUAUUUAAGCCUAUCUUGAAGGCCUUAUUCUGACAGUCCAAACUGACCAUUAAAAAGGUAUGUUUACUUUAUGAAAUUAGAGAAUGCAUGUUUCUUUCUGCCUACAAAGAGUUGUGACCUGUAAGAUUGUUUGGCUCAUGGCAAUUUUGAAGACUUGUUGCAACAGGUAAAAUAUGGGGCAUGAUUAUAAUUGUGUGUUUGAUCCUUCCAAGGAUCAAGUUUUGGCAAGUUGAAAAUAUUAGGUUGAAGUUCAACCAGCAGGGAAAAUUCAUUUAUGAAGGUUGUGCUCUGUAACACAGAACCAUGUACUUUAUAAUUACUUAAGUACUUUUCAGCAGCGAUAUGAGAUUUGUAUCUGCACCAAUGAAACUGUAUAAGGUUGGUUGACUCAUGCCAUGAGCCUCGUAAUUAGAGACAGGGGUCGGUAACUUCAGGGUUGCCGGUUUCAAUCCUGGAGCUGACUGGGGGGAAGUCCCCAAAGAAUGAGACGGCAGCCGGAGGGUUCCGAAUUUCAACAUCCCAUAACGCCGUUGUUCCUUAGAGCAAGGCACUUUACCCCUAAUUGCUCCAGCAGCCCUUUAAUUAUGCUGCUCACGUUUGUGUUUUCUGUCAGGUUGGGUACUGUGGCCGCAAAACAUAAUUUAUUGGUCCACUUACAUGGACAUAAUGUAAGUAUUCUAGCAUUGCAGUUCAGUUAAAGGCUUGUCAUGUUUCAACAGGUAGCCUAAAAUAUGGUGUAUUUGUUCCUUCCAAGGACCCGGUUUUGGCAUAUGAAAAUACUAGGUCAAAGUUCAACCAGGCAGGAAACUCCAUGUACGACAAUUGUGCUCUACAACGACAAUUGUGCUCUACUUGUGCAAUAUGGAAAAUAUAUUUGAUGCUUCCGUAUACAUUAUUGUUGUACUUUUAAAGCAAUUAAAUAAGAUACGUAUAUGUAGUGCAGUGCAGUCUAAACUAUAUAAGGUUGGUUGACUCAUUGCUGUAUUGAUGUCAUGUUUUAACAGGUAAAAUAUGGUGUGUUAUUAUGGUGUGUUUGCUUGAUACUGAACACCUGUUGAAAUAUAAGUCAUUUCAUUCAUAAUUACUCUAUUAUAUAAACAUGAGUCAAGGCUACAGGAUGAGCAAUAUUGUUAUAGAAAAUAGUCUAUUGAGGAUUCUAUUGAUUCAAGUGAUUUCAUCAUAGUUUAAAUAUUGUAUUUGUUUAAUAUGUAUGAUAUUAUAUUCAUAGUUAUUAUAAUCAUGUUUUAAGCAGGUUUAGGAUCAGGUCACUCCAUGUCCAUGUAAUCUUAUUCAUUGUGAUGUAAAAAAAAAUAAAAAAUUCAACUGAUCCUAAACCAGCACUUUUACUCUCAUACCUACAGCCCCUGAUUCUAGAUUAGCAAUCCUACUCAGAAACCCCUUAUGAAUACAGUCCCUGACAUGUGCAGUGUUCAGAGGACAAAUACGGGCCACUCUUUGAUGAUUACAUUUGCCUUCCACUGUGAAGCUUUCUAUGCUAAAAGGUGUACACCUAUGCCUGUUAACCUUCCAAGGAUCCAGUGUUUAGUCAAGUGAACAUGACUAAAAACCAACCAGAAAAUAUCAGGUUAUCCAACCAAGAGUGUAAAUUCCAUGUGCAGUUGAAGUUGGAAGUUUACAUGCACUUAGGUUGGAGUCAAUUAAACUUGUUUUUCAACCAGUCCACAAAUUUCUUGUUAACAACCUAUAGUUUUGGCAAGUCGGUUAGGACAUCUACUUUGUGCAUGACACAAGUAAUUUUCCCAACAAUUGUUUACAGACAGA
Molecule: messenger RNA, 7316 nt
Organism: Oncorhynchus masou masou (cherry salmon)
Lineage: Eukaryota; Metazoa; Chordata; Actinopteri; Salmoniformes; Salmonidae
Gene: trmt2b
Product: tRNA methyltransferase 2 homolog B
Exons: 4
Coding region: 405-2069 (554 amino acids)
Biological process (GO): RNA processing
Molecular function (GO): RNA binding; tRNA (uracil(54)-C5)-methyltransferase activity, S-adenosyl methionine-dependent
Source: RefSeq, a predicted model, not a curated record